Lethenteron reissneri (Far Eastern brook lamprey) is the source of this 9649-nucleotide messenger RNA. RefSeq names its product regulator of G-protein signaling 20-like. The record is from RefSeq and is a predicted model, not a curated record. NCBI's taxonomy places the organism in Eukaryota, Metazoa, Chordata, Hyperoartia, Petromyzontiformes, Petromyzontidae.
UGACAGCACACACACAGUCACACAGUCACUCUCACACAGCUUGACACUCUCAUGCGCGCACACAUUCGCACUGACGGGAUAGACAUAGCGGCCAGAGCAAGCACACACACCACACACACACAGUCACGCAGAUUCACACACACACACAUCACAGAUUCACACACACACACAUCACAGAUUCACACACGCGCGGUCAGAGUGCAUCAUUCUCCGCGGUGCCGCUGGAGAGGGUAUCGUGAGCCGCUGCUGCUGCUGCUGAUCAUCAUCAUCAUCGUCGUCGUCGCUGUCGCUGCUACUGCUGCUGCUGCAAGUGGAGGAGGAGGAGGGAUGCGCCGAGGUGGAGCAGAGACGAGCAGCAGCAACAGCAGCAGUAGCGCAUAGAGCAGAAGAGACGCGAGAGGGCUGGACAUGCGCAAGAGGCAAUCCUCCGUUGGAGGGCUCACUGCCGCCACAUCCACCACCACCACCACCGCUACCGCCACCACCACCACCACCACCGCCACAACUACCACCGGCACCAGAGAGGGGUCACCGGACACACGCGCAACCACCCGUGGCAGCAGGACCGUCCAUCGAGGAGCCCCCCAACAAGGAGCCACUAACACCUGCUGCUUCUGCUGGUGCUGCUGCUGCAGCUGCUCAUGCCUUGCCAUCCGGAACCGAGAGGAAGAGGAUGUGGGGCGGCGUACAUCGCGGGACACAAAACUGGAGAGCAUCCCCAGCCCUGGCGAGAGUGCUCCGUCUCCCGAGGAGGUGCGUGCCUGGGGCCGCUCGUUCGACCGGCUCAUGCGCUCGGCGGCUGGACGGCGAGUCUUCCGCGAGUUCCUGCGCUCCGAAUUCAGCGAGGAGAACCUGCUCUUCUGGCUGUCGUGCGAGGAGCUGACACACGAAAGCGAUCCCGCUGCCAUCGAGGAACGCGCCAGGAACAUCUACGAAGACUACAUCUCCAUCCUGUCCCCCAAGGAGGUGAGCCUGGACUCGCGGGUGCGAGAGGUCAUCAACAGAAACAUGCUGGAGCCCACACCGCACACCUUCGACGACGCGCAGCUGCAAAUCUACACGCUCAUGCACCGGGACUCCUACCCGCGCUUUAUCAACUCGGUGCUCUACAAGUCCCUCCUCAACUCCACCAGGGCCUCCUCGACCGCCGGCUCCUCCUUGUCGGAGCCGUAGUAGGCCGGCGACGGCGGGUGAUGGGAGAGCGAUAUUUUGGCCGCGGGACGUGGGGUAGGUGCGCAGACGUGAGCUGCGUUUGUAAAAAGAUGUGUGGGCAGAUGGGCGUGUGGGGAGUCAUAACAAUGCUCCCUCCUCAAUGCUGGAGCCUGUUUGAUUUGGGGUGAAUGACGCGUUCUCAGGAUGAACUUUAGUGUGGGCCAGUCGCGGGGUCCAAAGAUAUAACAAGGGGACACCUAGUUGUUAACAAAGAGGCCUGUGGGACCUCCCCUUCUCGAGAAAAUGUGAGAUCCUUAAAGAGUUCUGUAUGCUCGGCAAAUCUUUAGGCUGAGCAGGGAGAACUUUGCGUAAAAAGAAAUACAAGGGCUUAACCUGAACGGGCCUUGAAGCCGGGCAGGAGGGUGUGUGUGUGUGUGUUUACCUUCACUGUUUUUAACGAUAAGCAGGGAACAUUCCACAGCCCAUCAUCUAACCGACCAUUAGACCACUCUUGAGCACAGUAAAUGCGGCUUGCAUCUUUUUUUUUUGGGCCAAGUUGUACGGUGGCGGGGCGGUGGGUUGCUAUGAUUAAUGAGUGUCUCCUUCUCUUCUCUGACAUCGGAGUAGCUUUAAAGAAAGAAGACUUGCUCGAGGAAUUUCCUCACUUUCAUUUGUUGCUUCAGGAGGUUGAGUUCGAGCGAUCUUUUCCACGGUGCUGAACAGUGAGACGCUUGAUGGGUGGCUCAGUAAGUUGUUUCAUAGCCUUUAUGUGAUGAGCAGUACAAGCCGAACCUAGCUGCUUGCUUGCUGCUCACGGAUGUGCAUGCAACUCCAUGAUGCUCAUAGUGUUUUGAAAGGUAGUGCCGGCUCAGAGGCAGCUUAAGAGAGGUAAUGAUUUAGGGACGCGGAGUAAAAAUGACAUUUACACAAACGCAUAAAAUAUGGGCAUCAUUGCCUUUUUGGCUUUUAGUGGUUUUUAAAAUGGACUUUUUUAGACUUUGUAUCUUCAGUUUGAUGAGUCGGAGAGCAGAUGCAGCCUCUGAGUUUCCCAUAAUCACCUUCUCCAGUUGACGAACAUCUCUACCAACUUGGAAAAUAAAAUAUGCAUGUGCACGCCAGUACAAUGCACACAUAUAUUAUAUUAUUAAACACACUGAGGAUAAAUACAUUGAAGCAAUCUGGAGAGAGAAAUAAUCUCCACAAUACCACAGGGCUUGAAAUGUGCCAAGCACCCUGUAGUUUUCACCAGCCUUGCUAAAAUGCUGAAAGUGUGGCCGUGCUGAAUCUUACGGCAGAAAAACGGCAAUGAAAAUGUGAUAAAAAAAAUAUUAUCUUCACUUGUACAGAUAUUUUAGUUUUCCUGUGAGCUGCGGUGACAGUGCUGAAGGAAGUCAAGGGCGACAUUUCUUCCCUGCCUUUCUCACCAGAAAAGCUGUGUUCUCUCUCUACAGUCUAAACGGUGUCUUCAGCAAUGUUUAGGCUGCAGCACUGCUGCUGUGCAAGUCCAGGUCAGCGAGGCCUUCGUAAUGUGAAGUUGAGUAAUUUUUUGUUUAAUUCCUAUCGAUUUAGGCCUGAGGGCGAGACAUUUCAUGGUGCAUAAGUGACCGGUAAAAGGCAUUUUCGGUGAGCAAAUGCCUUAACAAACCUUUCAAUGAAUCAAUUUAUUUAAUUCCAAGGCCUAGGUGAGGGUUUCACCAUGGGCGAGGUGGACAGCAUGCUUUAUUUAUUGAUUGGUUUUGGCUGAAUGCAUGGGAAAUCUCAGUAGUAAGCCUUUCCAAGUUUAUUUCCAUAAGGGCCAGAUUUGCAUUAUGUAAUCUGGCCAGAGAUUGUGAACGUGAGGGCUGGGGAUGGGGUGAACACUUAAGUAUACUUAAAUUGAACGGUGCCAAUAUGUUGCAUGCAAUUUACUUGAUGUUUACUAACUACGUGAAAAACAAUUCUGCGCCUGAGAAGUCUAACUUUUACGUUGUGUUGCUUCUUUUGCGCGGUAGAGUUGAGCUGACUGAAAGAACACUCUAUUUUAUUUACUGUAACCAUUAAUAAGGUUACGCUAGGCCCGCCAGCCUGUAGACCAACCAACCCCUCUCCUAGAGAAGCCAGUUUCAAAGUGCUAGACAAGAUACACAGUGAGAUGGCGAUUCUCCUGGGGCAGUUCCCGAACGCAAGGAUCUAAGGCUCUGCCGCCUGUGAGAAUCACCACAAUGGACGUCUCUUAUCCCCGUGCCUCCAUUAGCAUAGCACGAUCGGCAUGCCACAACUCACGAUGAAAGUUGAUUAAGCCAAAAAGAUGGGGGGGGGGGGGGGGCAAAAACAACCACGAAUAUUCUAUAAAUUAUCAUCAAAACAAAAAUACACCAAGUUAUAACUGUAAACAAAAAAUGUUGCACAUUUAUUUCAUUUUAAAUUAUGUAAAUAUAUGUACAUACAAUUGCGUGUGAAAGACAACGCAAGUUUGAAAUGUGUGUUGCGUUGGUCUUUUAAUUUAUACACCAGGGGGGUUUUUAAUUGUUAAUGUUUCACGAGCAAUAAAAUAAUAUAUAUAGAAAAAAGAAAAGGAUUUUUGUAAAUACUUUAUGAACAUCAAGUCCAUUUCCUUCUAGGGGUAGCAAAUAAGUAAUUGGGACAGAUUUAAUUGCUAUUAAUUUAUUUUUCAGAUCAGAUAUGCUUUAGUUGCUGAAGCUCAAAGGUUUCACGCACUCGAAAUGUUACUUUAAGGGGGAAGCGAGUGCUGACGCAGCAUCAAUUUGCAAGUUGGCGUGGCCUUUUGUGACUUAUUUUCAGUCUGAGAUUACAUUGAGAUCUCUAACUGGGGCUGCAAAAUAAAAUAUAUAUUUUCCUUCACGUUAAGUGUUAAUUUUCUUCACCUCGUGAAAACUGUGCCAAAACAUUACGUUUGGUGCCAACAUCAAAAUAUUUGUAUAAACUUUACUGCUACUUAAGUUUUUCUGCUUGUGCUGUAUAGCCCCCUGAUGUGUUUUUUGGGUUGUACUGCAUGUUGUUCGACAUGAUGUCGAGAAACGAAGAAACUCCCAGCACAUGGAGCAAUACGUCGAACAUUCAUUCAGUUCCUGUACAAGCUCCCAGCACCUGAAACGAAAUGUCGGACAUCAUGGCGAACACGCUGUUGAACCCGAAAACACACCAGUGCCGUGAAUGUUUCUAAGAACUGAAAAAAAAGAGACGUGGAUUUUAUGACCGUGUAAUAUCCCAUUGUGAACAUUUGGAGGUUUUUUUAUGCCAAGAUGUGGGUUUGACAUAUUUUAUUGCGAACAGCAUCUAUUGAACAAAGUGUGAAGUCUGCCUUCUGCCAUUGUGCAGGGUGUAACGCAAACCCAAAUAUAUGGACGUGGGCUGCACCUAUAUGCUAUGAAGCAACAUAUAGCGUAAUGCCACCAAUGUAUAUUAUUUUACUUACACCACACUCUUCGACGGUACGGUAUUCUACACGGCAAGCAUGCAACAAUUCAUUGCUUAAAAUAUAUUCAAACGGUCACAAUAUAUUAAUUGAAUCAUGCAUCGUACAAUCUAUUAUUUACAAUUAAAGCACGUUUAGGCAGAGCGUAAUUUCUCAAAUAUUUUCUGGGUUACUAAUAGAAGACUGGAUUAGGUGGCAGAUGAGCAAUAUCCACAGCCAUAGCGAGAGGGAUACUGGAUGUGGUGUGCUGGGUGAAGACAUUUCUAUUGGCCACUGACCCAAACAAACCUGGCUGAAAGUAAGCUCCAUCUUCAAGCUAAUAGGUCAAACCAGAUUAGAGAGAAUACAAGACAAAUUAAAGACUAACAAGAACUAGUUAUACUCUUUGGUUCUUUCGGUAAAGUCACGUAGGUAUAAAAUAAAAUAAACCACGACGUUUCGGGCGCAACACACAAGCGUCCAUCAUCAGGUGGGAAAGCAUGGAUUCCUGCAGUCACGAAAGCUUUAAAUCAAGAAGGAACUAGUUAUUGACAAAAAAUGAAAUAUCAAAAUUGGUAAAUCACUACAUAUCGACCGUAUCUACUGUAGUUAAGGUAAAAUAGGACAUUGCCAUAUGCACGAAUAACUCCCUGUUCAAUGUCCAUUUAGUAGUAGUGAAAAAAAAUCUACAUUCCUAUGGCAAGGAUCAGCCUCCCCAUGGGACGUAUUCGUAAGAAUGUAUUGCCAUGCAUACCAAGACUAAUAACACUAUUAACACAAUUUUUGUUCCAGGGUAGUAAGUGUUAUUUCGUAAUUGCUUAUGCCUAAAAAGUAUAGAUAAUGGAUAUUAUUCCCCACAAACUUUGCUUUUGUGACUAGGACAGUGAUAUUUAGAAAUGUACUUAUUUUCAAUGAGAAAACGGGCGAAUUUGUGUAAUUCCGUUCACAUAAAGUCAGAAAAAAACAACAUAUGAAUAAAAAUGAACAUGUAUUUAUACUAAAGUAAUACAAAAAUGUCUACAAAAGAUUUAGAAGCGAGUAGUUUUUCGAAAUUGUUCCUCCCCACAGAGAACUCGGUCCGCUGUGGCCAGUCCCGCCUGUGGUAGUGCACCUUGGUGUCUAAAUCUUCAGUUGGGUCUGAUUGUGUGCUAAGUCGGGGGGUGUUAUGGAACUCAACUAUUUAUAAAACAGCAUUACAUUUGACUCAUGCUUAUGGUUUUUACGGUUGCGAUGUGUAGCUCUCAAAUGGGUUGUGCCAUGCAUUAUUUGAACAUCAUGCUGAACAAGACGCGGUACAUUAAAACCCCAUCGGCGAGUAUUACAUUUAAUGUAAAAGUGUAAAGUACAUUGUGUACUUUAACUGUAAAGUUUUAUUUUUAUUACACUGUAAACAUAAUUACAUACUGUAUGAGUCGCGUGCAUUCUAUCGAAUAUGGCAACGUUAGCAGUUUUGUUAACAUAGUGUUUACCACUAAUCGUGUGUUCAAUUGAAGUGGUCGUCAGCAUGAAUUUGUUCUGAGGUCAGUCAUUCAGUCUGUGAGACCAAGGUCAGAGUCUGUUAGACUAACAUCACAAGUCAUUCAGAGUCUGGUCGAGGAGAUCUCAAUCAAUCUUCAUUUGUUUUGCUUGUGUAUAGAAACACCGAAAGCAAAAAAAAAACAUAAAAAGAAACAUAUACAAUAUAUGAUGAACUUUGUAACAUUUAUUUUGAAAUGUAUUCGCUUUUCCACAAAGCAAACAGUUCAGUUAAGAGAGGUUUAUGAAGUUGCAGUCUGCCCUUCAGGUCGGUUUCAACUUUUAAGUUCGAUAGCAAGUACGUGUGAACGUCUUUUGACGCGGGGAAAAGCCGAGGCUAUAGUUGAGGCGGAUUUUCGAGAUCGGCGAUAUCCUGCAAAAUAUGUUUUCGAUUUAUUGAAUCGCAAUAGAAAAACGAUGAUGAAAAAAAAACGUCUUUGUUUUCGUUCCAAGAGACCUUGACCUUUAACAAGGGUGAAGGGAACAUCUCAAUUUAGAGCCCACAUAGUCUGUUAUGGGCACAUUUUCUUUAUUUCUUCACGUUGACUCUGCUGGUCUAUAGUACAGGUUGAUUCAUUUAUCGAUGCCCCCCCACUGAUUGCCAAUGACCCUGGUCUUGUGAAGAAUGUGGCUGGUUGAGACGUUUGUAUGUUGGACUGGCCGAGAUUGAACAAUUGCAUGACGCCGGUGUGUCAACUGGUAUAACCACACUAAGAUUUUUUUUCUUGUCGGGUCACAACGAAAACUGCGUGUAUGUGGAUUGUUUAUUAAGUGUGUAGAGAUUGGUGGGAGGCUUGUCGAGGCUUUGAAAUAAAUGUAUCCCUAUGACUUUGGUGGGGUAUCGUGAGGAUCACGAGGUGGUGGCGGAAACUAGGGGAGGCCUUCAUCAAGAAGUGGAUUGAUUAAGGCUGACGAUGAUCGAGAAAUAGAUCACCCUUUAUAUCUCGUUUGCAAGAUGGUCAUAUGCUGUUGAAUAGAUUGGCCACGAAAAACCACCGCAAUGAUUUUGUACAUUUGUUUUAUCUAAUACCUGAAGCACUAGAUCGGCAAAGUCAACAGUGAUGCCAAAUGUGCUGUGCGGGGCAAAGAGAGAUCAAUGCAUGUGUCUAUCCUUGUCUUUGACCCAAGACCGUACAACACUGUAACGAGCGGUGCAUUGUGGGUCCAGGUUAUUCAUCUAGCCAAUCGGCAACAAGCAAAAUGCUCUCUGCAAUCAUUCUUUGGCUGGUGCUUGAAUCAUUGAGAUAGGUGUCAGUUACUUUACAUACGUUUUCACUUAAGUUACUCAGUGAGCUACGAACUACAUUUUUUUGGAAAGAUAUUUUCCAUGCUGUAAUAUCUGCGUUUUUUUUUAAAUACAGCUGUACAAAAAAAUGUACUCUACUUGGAUAUAUCUCCAGUAUGUACAUGCACAGUCUCUACAAUGAGCGCCUAGCGGUCUCAUUUUUUGAGAACGAGAUACCGAACACAUUUUAUACAAACUUACUCGAACGUUAAGCUCAUUUAAAAUGCCCUACCUUUGUGUAAUAAUCAAAUAUCUAUAUAGUAUUGACGUUAAGGGUGCCCAUAAUGAAUAAUAAAGUAAUAAGCUUGAGUCCAUCCGUGUUUAUAUCUCGUUCUCUAAACUUUUGUGUGAUCGACUAGAGCUCAGUCGUAGUCGAAAGUGCAUCUAUUAGUGUUGAUUGUGUUUAAUGUGUGCUGUCUUAGAAUGUGUCGGAUUCCAAUUCAGUGGAAUUGGCUGAUGCUCUAUGAGCCCGAGGCCCCCUACUGAGAUGAAAGUUCUGUCGGAAAUGUGUCGCUGAAGAUGUUGUUCCGAGGAACUUUUUCCGAACCAUACUUUACUAUAAUCGGAUAAUGUUCUGAAGUUAAAUUCAACAGCCUAUUAAUGGCAGCUCAAAUAUGAGGUUAUGUACAAUGGAAUUUGCAACAUGGACUAUACGACUAACAUGUGAUAGACAUGUCGCCUGAUAUAUAUAUAUAUAUACACACACACAUAUGAAAAGUUGUACAAUUUAGGUCACUUUAUAGUUAAUGAAAAAUGGGACCUAAAGCACACGUGGCUGUGUCGAGGGGGGGAGGGGCAAUUAUCCUGACACUCAGUAACUUAACAUGCAUAAUAUUGUUGAUUCCCACUACAGCCAUCCAGGUAACUUAACAACAAACAGCAUUGUUAUGCAUGGUAUACCGUAAUCGCAAGUCCCCCAUAACAAUGAGCUAAUUGGAAAGGUUGAAAAACGUCCAUCUUUAAGGUCAGAUCGUGUGUCUGCUGCACAGCAGCUGUGGGAUCUGGUAAGAGGGUAGAAAGCGUUGACGAGAGGUGUGGUGGUAUCAAUGGCUUUGGCCAAGAUGACAUCUUGAUCUGGAGGAAUAUAAUCCCAAUGUCAAAGUGCUGAGCCGACGUUCUUGAGAUAAUGGGUCUGAAUGAUUGUAAGCCAGCUAAGAUAAAACCAGGUUCUCUGCACAAAAUGGCAUGACAUUUGGUUUCCCAAAUUUGGCUCAACAUUAAAUGUACCGAACUGGAUGGCUGACUUUGGAAAAUCAAAUUCAACUUAAUACAAAGAUUUUAAAAAAAUGAUGUGCAACAACAAAAUUAAAUGCUGAGUGUUUGGUGUGUGCACGAUGCUGCUGAAUCCAAUGCUAAUUUAUAUUAGCGUGGCACGAAAACACACACAGCGGGCCACCACCCCUGGGAAUUGGUGCUAUUUCCACCAAUUUCCCAACAAGAAAUCCCAUUGCACCUGGAUUUUUUCAGUCCACCGAUCCUGACGUGUGACUGAUGAUCGUAAUUGUUCCUGAUCAGGAAGACAAUGUAACAUAAAAGUAUUAUUUCCCAGUGAGUAUUUUCUAUCGUUCCAUUUCGCCAAUGUUUAAAAAAAAACUGUGUUGAUGCAGACUUUAUAAGGGCUAAGUGUGCAUAUAACUGCAUGUCAUAUUAAUACAUGAAUGCUUGUGUCAUAUAAAACACAUGCACACAAUCACACAGCGCACAUUUCACUCGGUGCUGAAUGCGUAGUCACAUUUUUACCGCCACAUCCAGUACUGAAAAUGCUGCAUCCCAUCACUGCACCCUUGGUGCUCAUUUUAGGUCAGGCUGGGGAGACCCAGACCUUGUUCACAUAACGACUGCGACUGGUGAUGUGCAGGAUGAGGAAUUCAAUCCGGGUGGGUGGGACCAUAGUGCAACAUUGAAUCACUACACCACCACUUGCUACACAUGCACACACACAGAAAUAUUUUACAAAGCUCUUUCUCCAGCACCAGAAACAGCAGGUGGGUCUCGAGAGAGGCUUUUCAUUUUCUCGAUUCAUGCGUAACCUUGCUCUAGAACUUCCUGUCAAAAGGCUGCUUUGUGCUGGUUCAUCACUUUUUAACAAAGAAACAUAUUUACUCAUUUUCUACACAAAGAACAACAACGGAUAACUGUAGAUGGAUCCGACUCGAUUUCUCAACUGUAUGAGUGUGAAGCACUGCUUUUAUUUCGGGGUUUUUUCCCCCCCUCUUAAUAUGUAAAGCGUACUGUUAUGGCUCGAUCAAGUUGGCAACAUUUGUUCUAUUUCACUGCGAAUUAAACAGCGCUAUUUGAUUUCA